UUAUAUAGCGCCUUUCAAAGGACCCAAGGUCGGUUGCUCACUGCACUGCAAAAAUGUCUUUCUUACUUAGUAUUUUUGUCUUGUUUUCAGUAAAAAAAAAAAUAUCUAAAAAACAUCUUGAAUAUUUUCUUGAGCAAAAUUACCUAGGAAAAUAAGCAAAAAAAUCUGCCAGUGAUGUGCAUUGAUUGGUGUAAUAUUCCUCAUCUUAUGAUUUCAGAUGGUCUGCAAUGCUGACUGUGUGAUCAGCAAUGUUGUGGCAAAAUGGCCUGGCUCAGUCCAUGACUCCAGAAUCUUUCGGGCCUCUGAAAUCUAUCAGUGCCUAUCACAAGGUGAAUUCUCUGGUGUGUUGCUGGGAGACAGGGGGUAUGGCUGCCAGCCUUUUCUCCUGACACCUUUCACAGACCCCCAGGAAGCACAGCAGGCCUACAACCAUGCCCAUGCCAGGACCAGGGCCAGAGUUGAAAUGACCUUUGGCCUCCUGAAGGCACGCUUUCACUGCCUUCACAAAUUAAGGGUCAGCCCUGUUAGGGCAUGUGAUAUUACUGUGGCUUGUGCUGUCCUCCACAAUGUGGCCUGCCUGAGGAAGGAGAGGGCCCCCAGAGUGCCACCAGCCAUGGACUGGGACAAUCCGGCAAUCUUCCCUGAUGACGACAGUGGUCGGCUGCUGAGGGACCAAUAUGUGUUGAAUUAUUUUAGUUAGUAUGUGUGCUUUCAAUUUUGGUUAAAUAUGUCCUGCGGUGGCAGAGGAAUUUGGGUUUUUUUGGGUUUGUUUUUUUACGAAUUUGGCCUCUUAUGAUGUUUGUGCGGUAUACUGUGUGUAAUACAAGGCUGCAGGGAGGCUACUGCAUCCAUUCAUUUGUCUGUUCAGUUGAUGUGUAUGGAUUUGUCCUGCAUUUAUUUUAGUGUGCAGACAUGCAGGGUGUGUUAUAUACAGACCUUUGAAUGUGUAUGUAUCAUUUUGUAUAAUAUGCUUGGAUUCUGUGCUUUCCAUCUUGUAGAGUCACUGUGACUUCAGUUUCGAAAGGAGCUGAUGGUUUACCUGCUUUGUUUUGUCCUUAUUCAAUAAAGGAACAUAAUGUUACACAUUGUGUUUUUAUAUUCAUAUGGAAUGUGUAUUUGUUUAUAUGACAGAGUACUAGGGCCACACUGAAGAAAAAGGAUAAAGUCAUAAAUUUAUGAGGCUGGUUCUUUCUGCAGAAAAGCUACAUAUUGUUUUUACAGUUUUGAUACUUAUGACAAUGUGAUACUUAAUAUUCUGGCACAUCAGCAUGUCUUUGUUUAUGAAACCAUACUGAAGUACAAUUUCACGAAAUGCCCCGCAUCUGUCAUUUUAACAACUG
This is a messenger RNA of Oncorhynchus keta (chum salmon), 1340 nucleotides long. Its product is annotated as putative nuclease HARBI1. The coding region runs from base 218 to 700 and encodes 160 amino acids. NCBI's taxonomy places the organism in Eukaryota, Metazoa, Chordata, Actinopteri, Salmoniformes, Salmonidae. The record is from RefSeq and is a predicted model, not a curated record. The transcript is spliced from 2 exons.